Marchantia polymorpha subsp. ruderalis is the source of this 1744-nucleotide messenger RNA. The record is from the annotation of a GenBank genome assembly. Lineage: Eukaryota; Viridiplantae; Streptophyta; Marchantiopsida; Marchantiales; Marchantiaceae.
GAAUGCAAAUUUGAUGGUCUCUUCCCUGAGCUUCAUAGAGGUUCAAUCUUUGGUUUGAUAGUCGAGUAUAAUUCCAUCGACGGUGUCUCGAUUCACUAGUUCAUCGCUCGUCUGAAGUUUAAAACUCAAAGGCUCGUGAGAUCUGCGCACUGAAGAUAUCGAGGAAAUUUCUAUUGGCGAACAGCGAGCAGCGAUCAAGAAUAAGCUCGAUCGGAUCGAACGAGCUCGCUAGUCUGCAGCAGUUCCAGCGGGGGGUUACACGAGCUGCGAUUCAGCUGGUCCCCCAUACAGCCUUCAACGGUCUGUCCGACGCGCAUACGUAGCGUAUCCCUUACGCCUCACGACUUCCUCUCACCCUCCGACGCCGACGAUUUAAAAAUCGGCAGAGCAAGCGAAACGUGCUAGACCUCGCCAUUCCUCAUCAUGAAUGGCUUUAUCUGGGUGCCGAUAUCAGUAUUCAUUGGCGCUGUAGCGCUGUUCAUUCUCAUCGGGGCAGUCUGCAGACUCUCAUCUCUCGGCGCACGUAACUCCGGCGCUGGUUCUGCGAGUUUCGGAGGAUCUGCAGGAUCUGCAGGUGGUGGAAUCGGAGGAGAUUCUGGAGGAGGCUUUGGAGGAGGAGGCUUUGGAGGAGAUACUGGAGGAGGCGGAGGAGGCGGAGGAGGUUGUGGUGGAGGUGGUGGAGGUGGAGGUGGUGGAGGAGGGGGAGGAGGCGGGGGAGGUUGAUGAUUCUGGCCUCUCAGCUUUGUGUUUACAGAACUGCAUUCAAAACUAGUGCGAUCCCGACUCCAUCGAUUGAGUGCGAAUGGCUUUCACGUCCAACUAAAACAAGUAAUAAAGAUGUAAAAAUAGGUAUUAUAGUACCAUUAAAAAAAGGAGCACCUGUGGAAACAUCUCUACUUACCAACCAUUGAAAUAGUAUGGGUGCUGCUGUGCCACAAAGCACAACCAAAAAAAUCGACCCAAAUGAACUCUAAUUGCACGUUGUACAAUGAUAUCAGACCGAGCCAUUGUAGCUGGCCAUUGUAGGGUCUGCUGAUUGAAUUGCGGUCCCAAAACAGGUGUAAAUGCUCUCUGUCCAAUUCCAGAUUGUCGCCAAUUCGAGAUUUUGCUUAGAAACAAUGUACAGAUUCUUUCUUCAGAAGCCCUGCUCUUAACCAGACCAUGCCACUGCGUUGUCGAGGUCUUCUAGGUUUCAUUGUUUAUUCAGAUAGUCUAGACCGUAGAUGACGACAUUGAUGCUAGUCAAUCUUUCACGAUGACACUUGGUGCCUUUGAAGUUAUGGAUCAUUCCAAAGUGAAUCGCAGUGUUUAAUGUGAUCGUGUCACUGCCUCAUGAAGACUGAAGGCACCAAAUCAAUUCCACGAACAAUGUAAGGACACACUUGUGAAAUACUUGUACGUCGAUGCUCAAAUACGCAAAAAAAUUGAAUUACAGAUCAAUGGGACGGCCUUAAGAGGGACUUAAUUAGAAUCGAAUAUCAUAUAAGAAUUAGUUUGAAUUUCGGGUGGAGGAAAUUCAUCUCAUCUGAUCUGAAGUAGGAAGUUUCAACUCUGGAUCUUCGAGACGAUGGCGCAGACCUAUGGUAGAUCAGUCUCAGUGCUUUUGGGUGUUCGUCACAUGUUCCUAUGAUCACUUUGACGUUGUCGAGAUAUCGAUAGCGGUGACAAACAAAAGCGUCUUGACAGCUUUUUGUGUUCUUGUGUCUCUUGACUAAAAUUUGUCUGCGUACGCAACCAGUUAAUA